Molecule: messenger RNA, 3690 nt
Organism: Dryobates pubescens (Downy woodpecker)
Lineage: Eukaryota; Metazoa; Chordata; Aves; Piciformes; Picidae
Gene: TDRD12
Product: tudor domain containing 12
Exons: 30
Coding region: 1-3690 (1229 amino acids)
Biological process (GO): germ-line stem cell division; transposable element silencing
Molecular function (GO): nucleic acid binding; ATP binding; metal ion binding
Source: RefSeq, a predicted model, not a curated record
AUGGAGGUCUUGUUAUUAGAGACUGAAGACCCAGAUUGCUUCUGGGUUGCUAUGAAAGGAUGUGGACCUUGCAUAGUUCAUGAAGCAGAAUAUGAAAGCUUGCAUGCUGAAAUGAAUCUAUUCUAUGGCAAGUCUCAAGGUACAGAUGAAGUAAAACCAGUAGCAAUAGAAGAAGGCCAGGUUUGUGUGGUUUUCAGUGAGGACCUCAAAUGCUGGUGCAGAGCGGCUGUUAAGUCAAUCAUCUCCUGUACAGAUGAUUAUCAAACAAAAUGUUUCCUUGUGGAUUAUGCCAAAUACCUUUUUGUGAAAUCAAAGGACAUUCGACUUGUGCAGGAAGCCUUUAUUCAGAUCCCUUAUAGAGCAAAAAAGUGUAGGCUGUAUGGCGUGAAGCCUAUGACAUUGUGUAUCAGCUUUUAUGAAGAUACUGCAAAAAUGAGACCAGCCAACAGAUGGGAUAGUGCUGCUAUUGAAUGUUUUCAAAGCCUUCUCAAAGCAGCCACUGAAGUGAAAGUCCAGUUAUGUGCUGUAGAAGAUAGCACAUACCAUGUUUUUCUUUAUGUGACCAUAAAAGAUGAAAAGGUGUGCAUUAAUGAUCAUCUUGUCAUAAAUAACUUUGCUGCGUUUAAGGAAGCUAUGGAGGAGAAUACAAGGAGUUCUGCAGAUCAUCAGGAGAACCAAACAUCAUUAAAUGCUGACUGUAUUCCAGUGAAAAUUGUUCAUCCUGCGCUUGCUUUCAGGCCAGCGGUGUUACAGGAGAAGUUACCAACAAAUCCUGACAUAGAUCUUAUCUUUCUCGCAGAGACACGCCAAAGGUUAAGCACAGAUCUAAAUGGAAAUACUGCAUUUACUGUCGAAGCAAUUCCCGGGUUGCCUCUCAAGGAGGAUCCAGCGGUUCACGCAGAUGGGCUUCAUCAGCUCCUGAAUUCCGAUCCUCUGAAGACACACAGAACUGAAAAUUGCAAACAGAAUUUUCAAAAGCUCAGUGAAGAAAGGGACUUUGUAUUUCUAAGCAACAAAAUUGAGCCAGUGUCAGGUCUGGAAACAGCACCGCUUUUCGAUGGCCUGAGAAAGGAACUUACUCGGAAAAAAUUUGUAGGCCCUAACUUUACAGAAUCUUACUGCUGGCCACCAGCAGCCCGAGGAUGUGAUGUAGUUGCCAUCUCCUGGCAGGGAAAUGACCCUUUGAUCUAUAUUCCACCCCUCCUUACGUGUUUGCAGUCGGAGAGUUGCUACAAAGCCUUGCCGAAGAGGGAUGCUCCACUAGCACUCAUCUUAUGUCCUGGCUGGAAGAAGGCACAGCUUGUUUUUGAGCUGCUGAAAACAUACGGGACGUGCUCCAGACAGCUUCAUCCAAUGUUGGUAAUACUUGGGCAGAACAAGGAAGCUGGAAGUGUGAAAAUCCAAGGAUGUGAAGUCAUCGUGACCACACCAUACAGCCUCCUGAGACUGUUUGAACAUCAGGGGUUGUUAUUUUGUCAACUUUGCCAUCUAGUUCUUGACGAGAUUGAGGUGCUGUUCUCUGAUGCUGCUGAGCAGGUUUUUGCCAUAUUAGAUUGUUACAAGAAAGCCUUUGGUGCUGAGAAGCAGGAGUGCUCCCCACGGCAGAUCAUUGCUGUUGGAACUCGCUGGCAUAAACACAUCGCACCAUUAGCAGAGGAGUUCAUGGACGACCCUUACAUUGUGAUAACAACAGUGGAAGAAGCUUCCAUCUAUGGAAAUGUGCAACAGGUCGUGCAACCCUGCAUGAACAGUGAGAGAACUUCUGUGUUACUCAGAAUACUGGGGUGUACCCCCAGUGAUCUUCAGAAGGUACUGGUGUUCACGGAUUCUGUGAACGAAGCAGAAAUGGUUCAUGAGGCACUGAAGAGCAGCUCAGUAACUUCCUUGAAAAUACAUAAGGAGAGCAAAUUUCAUUUCAAGUAUAUAUUAGAGCAAUGGACAAAGAAGUAUAGCUCUGGCACUUGUACUGUGUUGGUUUUAACAGAUGAUUGCAUGCAGUCGUUGGGAAUUACAGAUGCAACUUGUGUGAUACAUUUCAGUUUGCCUUCCCCAAGAAUCCUUGGUCAGCGUCUACACAGCAUGUCUGACAACUUCUGUCCUGUGACAAAGGCUUGUGUAGCUCAGGAACAUACAGAGGCAAGGUCAGUAAUGCUACUGACGGAGAACAGUGGAUGUCACGCACUGGAGAUCCUGCAGUAUUUGCAGCGUGCAGGAGCUGAAAUGCCACCAGAACUGCACGGUUUUACUGCCAAGAUGCUAGAAGCUGAAGAAGAAAAGAAACUCUCAAGGCCACUGUGUGCCUAUCUUAAAACAUUUGGGAUUUGCAAGAAUAGAACAACGUGUCCAGAGCGUCAUCAGAUCAAUUUGCAGAUAGAUGUUGUCCAGAAUGUCUUGGAUGAUAAGAUCACCCAGCUGCCUGGAUAUGUGACAAUCCUGCCUCUCAAUGUUGUCAAUGCAACAAACUACUUUGGCCGAAUAGUAGACAAGGAAAAGGACCAAUAUACAAUUCUUGCUGAAGAAAUGAAGGAGUAUUUUGAGAAACCCAGUAAUAAAAUUCCUGCUACCACUGUGCAGAAGCUAGGGUUUUAUGGGUUGUGCGAGGAAGCAUUUUUCCACAGGGUUCAGGUAGUAGAGAUUCCCCCAAAAGAGGAGGAAAACUUGUUCUUCAGUGUCAAAAUUAAAUAUAUAGAUGAAGGCAGAACAAAUCAAGUUCAGAACUAUCAUCUGCUUCACUUACCGGAAAAGUUUCAGCAUCUGCCGCCUCAGGCUGUGGAAUUUGUGCUUUGUAGAGUGAAACCCAUUGAUAAUGAGCUUGAGUGGAACCCAAAGGUAACUCGUUAUAUUAAGCAGAAAAUUAAAGGAAAACUUCAUGAAGCAAAAGUAGUACACACCUUGGGAAAUACAGCCUGGGUUGACCCAAUGGUCCGAGUCACCAGGAUUCCUGCUUUGAAGGUAGCAAUCAAUGAAUACAAUGUUCGAGCUGAGAUCUUGUCUACGGGUCUGGGAGCUGACAAUCCAGAACAUGUAACACAGCUUCGGAAGUUGUGUGGCCGUGUGAAAGUAUUGGAUCAUGCGGAAGACUUGGAGCUGCUAGGCAUACAGGAAGGUACAAGUGGUCCAGGAAGUGCAUCCAGUCCACAGGAUGUAUCAAUAGAAGAAAAAUCCACUGAAAACUGUAAUCCUUCUGAAAUUACUGUUGGGAGUAAUCACUGUGGUGGUGUAGCUCAAACUAAGGAAGCAGAAGAGACAACUCUGCACCAGCAUAAAUGUUUGUAUCCAGAAAUGAAGUGGUUUCAGAAUGAAGAGACUGUUACAGUGAGGGUAAAAAUAGCAAGGGCAGCUGACUGUAAAUGUGAGUUCUCUAAAGAGAAGGUGGUUUUCAGUGCUCGCUCAGGAGACAAACUUUAUUUGGCUGACAUGGAGCUGCAGCAAUAUAUACUUGCAGAAAGGUCUGCCAGUGUGAUUAAGGAUGAAGAGGUGGUUAUUGUUCUCACAAAAGAGAAGAAAGGAGCGUGGUACAGAUUACUGAAGAACAAGAAUCAUCAUGUGUCCUUUGAUUUUGAACACUGGGAGGAAUUUGAAGAUGAAAGCCCUUUUCCAGUUGGUAAGACAGAACUGUACUGCUCUGCUACAGUACCUGAGGAGCUGACUGACUACUCGGAGGACAGUGGAACAGACGAUGAUGAGUAA